This is a messenger RNA of Adineta steineri, 753 nucleotides long. Lineage: Eukaryota; Metazoa; Rotifera; Eurotatoria; Adinetida; Adinetidae. The record is from the annotation of a GenBank genome assembly.
AUGGAAAAUUGUUCGUAUCAAUGUAUUCGUCGAACAUUAUAUGCUGUAUUAAUUGGAAUAUCACCUAUUGUUCUAUGUCUUCUAUUAAUUGCUUUAGCUCGAUUAAUAUUACAUCAACUUGAAACUGCUUAUCAUCGUCGACAAAAAUUUUCUGAUCGUCGUCGUUCGUCAUCAGCAUAUCAUCCGACUGGACGUCCUACUCUUUUAUAUACACCAGUAUCUACUACUGAAUUACAACGAAUUAUUCAAGGUAAAAAAUAUAUCGAACCAUCACCAAUACUUGCAAAAUCUGAGAAUAGUUCACCUAAAGCAUCAAAAUUUAUGAAAUCAAUAUUAACAAGACGUGAACCAUCACCAUCCAGAACUCUUUCAAGUCUUGUUAUACGUCGUCAUGCUAUUAAUUCAACACCGAUGACAGCAUUAUUUGCACCCACUUCUACACCAUUAAUACCAACAUUUAAUAUUAUCAAUGAGACAAUGUCAAAAUCAUCAAAUGCUAUUACUGUUAAACAUGAAUCAUCAGAAACAAAAACAUUAUCAACAAUAAAUAAUAAAAGAAUAAAUGUUGUUUUCCAUACAAAUGAUUCAUUUGAUGCUGAACAAACAGAUAUCGAUCCAUUUUUAUUCUCAUCAUCAUCACCAACAACAACAACGACGACGACUACAACAACUACAACAACAGUUGGUGUAGAUGAAUUUCUUGACUUUCAUUCAGUACGUUCAGUACCAUAUGCAUUAAGUUUAGUUAAUUAG